ACCUCUUUCUCUUCAGUUCAAACCCACCAUCUUCACUUUCUCUUGAAACCCACCGGAGGUGCUUUUCAAACCCACCGGAAAAUUCGACGCCAUUCUCAUACUCUCACUCUGUUUAUUUCUCAUUUACCAUGGGUUUAGGAAAGAGUUGCAGGGUUUAGGAAAGAGUUGUACUUCAUCAAAUUCUUCAAAAAGCUCUCGAAAGGAUUAUGGAUAAUCUAGAGCGUGGUUGGAUGUACGACAGGUUGGAUGGUCGAGGGGGUAUUAAUUCUAGUUUCAUAACUGGUGUUAAUAAGUUUCUUGAGUUCUCAUGUUCUCAAAGAAACCGCAUGAGUGGUGAAGAUGUCAAAUGUCCGUGUAAAAAAUGUCACAAUAUUAAAUUCAUGGAUGUUGAAACCGUUAAAUUGCACCUUCAAUCGUUUGGAUUUGUUGAGAACUAUUUUGUUUGGAAGUAUCAAGGGGAAAAAGAAGUAACCGGUGAGAUGUAUAGUGAUUUACAUGGUGGUACCCAACCUGAAUUGGGAUAUGAUAAUCCAUAUCGCCAAAUGGUUUUAGAUGCAGCUGGACCGAACUUUGGCCAGGGUUCGAGUAAUACUGAACCUGAGUCAUCUCAUCACUGUGAACCUUUAGUGGAGGAGGAAUCUAAUCCUUCAAUGGAGGAGGAGCCUAAUCUUGAGUCCCAGAGGUUUUAUGAUUUGCUACAAGCCGUUGAUGCAAAAUUGUAUCCUGGUUAUUCCCUCUCUCAACUCGCAGUAGUUUCUAGGAUGUUAAUUAUUAAAAGUGAGAAUACUUUGUCACAGAGGGGUUAUAAUCAAAUUAUGCAACUAUUGAAAGAGGCUUUACCUGAAGAUAACAUAGUGCUUGAUAGUUAUUAUCAGACCAAGAAGCUAGUGCGUAGCUUGGGUUUGCCUGUUGAAAAGAUUGAUUGUUGUAAUUCAGGAUGUAUGUUGUAUUGGGGUGAUGAUGAGGACCUAACUUCUUGUAAGUUUUGUGGCUAUGAGAGGUAUAAACGUCGUGUUGGUUCUCGUAAGAGGAAAUUGGUCCCUUACAAGAAAAUGUAUUAUUUCCCUUUGAUUCCUAGAUUGCGGAGAUUAUAUGCGUCUCAUGCUACAGCUGCCUACAUGAGAUGGCAUCACGAGCAUAUACAAGAGGAGGGGGUAAUGCGUCAUCCAUCAGACUCUGAGGCUUGGAAGCACUUCAAUGAAACUCAUUCCUUUUUUGCUGCUGAACCAAGGAAUGUGAGGUUGGGGUUAUGUACGGAUGGUUUCCAACCAUUUGCUCAGACGGGGAGAAAAUACUCUUCGUGGCCUGUAAUUGUCACUCCAUAUAAUUUUCCUCCAGGGAUGUGUAUGAAGGAGGCAUACAUAUUCUUAACUGUCAUUGUACCGGGGCCACACAAUCCUAAACUAAAAAUUGAUGUUUAUCUGCAACCUCUAAUAAAGGAAUUGACUUUGUUGUGGGAGACAGGUGUAGAAGCAUUUGACAUCUCAAAAAAGCAAAACUUUCAAUUAAGGGCAGCUUUGAUGUGGACAAUCAAUGACUUUCCAGCAUAUUCUAUGUUAUCAGGAUGGAGUACAGGUGGCAACUUAUCAUGUCCUUAUUGUAUGGAGGAAACACAAUCAUUCAGAUUAAAACAUGGUGGGAAAACAACUUGGUUUGACAGUCAUAGAAUGUUUCUUGAUCAAAAUCAUCCAUUUAGGAGAGAUCGUAAAAACUUUCUUAAAGGUCAUACUGUUACAAGGCCACCACCUACUGUUAGAACAGGAGAAGAAAUUUUGAAUCAAAUUUGUGAGUUGGGGAUAAGAAAAGUAACUGAGUUAGAUGCACAAGAAGUUAAUAAGAGGAUAUGUAAUUCAUGCGGAUGGAAAAAACGAAGCAUCUUUUGGGAUUUGCCUUAUUGGAGUUCUAACUUGAUACAACAUAAUCUUGAUGUCAUGCAUAUUGAGAAGAAUGUCUUUGAUAAUGUGUUUAACACUGUUCUUAAUGUUGUUGGCAAAACCAAAGACAAUCCGAAAGCACGUCUAGAUAUUGCAAAAUAUUGCGAUCGACCGCAGUUAGCAAGGAAUCCUGAUGGAAGCUAUCCCAAAGUUGCAUAUACAAUAGAAAAGAAUGAAAAAGUUGUCUUGUUCGAUUGGUUGGAAGGUGUGAAGUUUCCAGAUGGGUAUGCUUCGAACAUGAGUCGAUGCUUGGACACGGACAAAUUUAAGUUAUUUGGCAUGAAAAGUCAUGAUUGUCAUGUGUUCAUGCAACGACUAUUGCCAAUUGCCUUUCGUGAGAUACUUCCUAGUAAUGUGUGGCAGGCCCUUACAGAGUUGAGUUUGUUUUUUAAAGAUCUUACUUCAACUGUUCUUCGAGUGGUGGACUUGGAGAGAUUAGAGGUACACAUCCCACAGAUCUUGUGUAAGUUAGAACGCAUAUACCCCCCGGGUUUCUUUAACUCAAUGGAACAUUUACCCGUGCACCUGCCAUAUGAAGCACGGAUUGCUGGACCUGUACAAUACAGAUGGAUGUACCCUUUUGAGAGGUACCUUCGAACUCUUAAAAACAUGAUUGGGAACAAAGCUAGUGUUGAGGGUUCCAUUUGUGAAGCAUACUUGAUGGCGGAGUCAACACAAUUGUUUUCUCAUUAUUUUGAACCUCAUGUUAUCUCACGUCAUCAAAAUGUGGCCCGUAAAAAUGAUGGUGGUGUUGUAGAAGAUAUUGAAGGAAAUGUUUCAAUAUUCACUCAUCCAUGCAAACUAUCGGGAGAAGAAAAAAAAAGAGAUUUGUCCCUUGAAGAAAUCAAGGCAGCCCAAACUUAUAUUUUACUAAAUACUAAAGAGGUUGAGCCAUUUGUGAGCAUGUAUGUGCAACGUUUGCAAGAAGAGUUCCCGAAUCUAUCUCAAGAUCAAAUAAAUGAGAGUCUUGAAACAUAUUUUUCUAUAUGGUUCAAGGAAUAUGUUCGAUCCAAUCAUAUUGAGAACAAAUACUUGUGUAGUCUUGCUCAUGGACCAUUAAUAAGAGCAUAUGCUUAUCCAAUGUGUUUUGUUAAUGGAUACAAAUUUCACACAUUACGUCGCGGUAGUGCUAGAUCAACAAUGAACAGUGGAGUUUGUAUAUCGGAUCCAAAUGUUGGCGAUUACUAUGGACGGAUACAAGAGAUUAUACAAGUGGAAUACCGUGAAACACCUUUAAAGCAAACUACAUUAUUCAAGUGUGAAUGGUUUGAUCCAACUAUUAAUGUUGGUGUUAAGGAGCAUAAUCAGUACAAAUUGGUCGACGUUAACCAUCGUCGUCGGUUUAACAAAUACGAACCUUUUAUUCUUGCGAUGCAAGCAACUCAAGUGUGUUAUAUGUCUUAUCCUAGCACAAAAAAGGACAAGGAUGAUUGGUUAGCUGUAUUGAAAGUCAAACCUCGAAAUGUUAUUGAAUUACCUGAUGAGGAAGUGAUCACAACUCCGGAAGUGGAACUAAAUCUUCCAUUCCAAGUUGAAGAAGUUGAAGUCCAUAAGAUAGAUAUGAAUAUGACCGUUGAUGAAGUUAUACUCCUGCAUGAUCCAAAUGGGGAAGCAAUUGAAAUGGAUGAACCAAUUGAUGAUGGACUGUUUCCAGAGCAUCAUGAAUCCGAAGAAGAGCAUCAAGACUCUGAAGAAGAAUCUACAGAAGAUGAAUAUGAAACUGAAACUGAGGAGGAUGAUGAGGAGGAGUUCGAAGAAGAAAUAGAUACUGACUAGUGUGUUGAUAGAAAUGUGCUACUGUAUCUUUAUUAACUUUUGUUUGUAGUAAUAUGUUUUGGAUGUUAUAAGUAUGUGAUAUGUCUACAAUUGUUGGUUGUCUUGGAUGUCUAAGCUUCUUAGUCAUUUUCAUAAUGCAUGCACAAUCCAAAGACUUUUUCUUAAUAUAUUCAUUGCUUACUAUGCUGAAAAUCUAGCAAUAAUUCUAUGGUUUUGCACAAUUUAAUUUACUGUCCAUUUUUUGUGUGUAAUCUUUAACGAAAAUAGUUUGCUUGUGAUGAUCUCUUUCAUUUCUGUUAGUUGCGUCCACUGUGAUUUCAUUUCUUAACAUUGAAGGUAUUAACCUGAGUUUACUACUGCAAAUGGACCUUUUGUGGAGUUUUGACUUCUUUCAUUUUAACUGAUCACCUUUUAUAUACAGCUUGACAUUCAUCCUUUAACUUUCCUU
Lycium barbarum (goji berry) is the source of this 4158-nucleotide messenger RNA. RefSeq lists its product as uncharacterized. The transcript is spliced from 6 exons. Lineage: Eukaryota; Viridiplantae; Streptophyta; Magnoliopsida; Solanales; Solanaceae. The coding region runs from base 207 to 3710 and encodes 1167 amino acids. The record is from RefSeq and is a predicted model, not a curated record.